AUGAAUUUCUUUAGGAAUUUCUGGAGAGGAACCGAACGUGCCAGCCCCCAGGCUGGAACUAACUCGGCCAAUGAAGAAGGUCAUCUAUGCUCCUCGAAUAAUGAAUCCGCCUUUGAGAUCUUUGCUGAACCUGAGGACGCCAUUGUCGACAUUGUCCUCGUCCACGGGUUGGGCGGCGAUGUGGUGGAUACGUGGGAUCACCCGUUGACCAAUGUGGUGUGGCCGCGGGAUAUCCUCCCUGCUGAUGUGCCAGAUGCCCGUAUCAUGAGUUUCCGAUACGACUCCAAAUUUGUGCGUUCUUUUGGUCCAGUCUCUUCCAAUACAAUCCGGGAUCACGGGAGGGUACUUGCCGGAGCACUUGACAGCACACGGGAUGUGGCAGGCUACCCCACGAGACCAAUCAUCUUCAUUGCCCACAGCCUCGGAGGGCUAGUUUGUGAAUAUGCUAUCUUACUUUCCGAGAAGGACUAUCUUGCAAACUCGACCAUUGGCAUCAUUACUCUGGGAACGCCACACGAAGGCUCUAACCUGGCAAACUGGUCGAAAAUUCUCUCUGGAAUUGCCAAAGUUUUCCCGGCUUCAAACAAGAUCGUUGAUGCCCUCCGACCAUGCUCGGAAGAACUGGGAAGUCUUCAAGACGAUUUUUUUCUCAUGCUCAGAAGGCGUCGACAAAGACGUGAGCCGGUACCCGACAUUGUGUGCUUUUAUGAAGAGCUUGAAAUGAAUCGAGCACUGGGUUUGAUCGUCACAAAACGUUCCGCUACUCUCUCCAGUUACCGGAAAUACUCUCUCCAUGGCAACCAUGUUAGCAUGGUCAAAUUCUCAGGGAGGUCUGACGCAGGAUACCAAGCGAUCAUGCGUGAAAUCAAAAUGUGGGUCAAGGAAAUUGAGGGCAAAAAGACUGGAUCACAAGCCGUAGGCUCAGGACGCGACAUCGAGCCUCACGGAAUGCAGCAUGGCAAAACCUUUCGAAACUACUACGCGGGAAAUGUGACUCACAGCGGACAAGUCUUUCAAGGGGACAUUACUUCCUCUAGCACUAUCAACAUUAGUGCUCUGCCAAAGUAA
Messenger RNA from Cladophialophora psammophila CBS 110553, 1068 nucleotides. RefSeq lists its product as uncharacterized. Lineage: Eukaryota; Fungi; Ascomycota; Eurotiomycetes; Chaetothyriales; Herpotrichiellaceae. Bases 1 to 1068 code for a protein of 355 amino acids. The record is from RefSeq and is a predicted model, not a curated record. The transcript is spliced from 4 exons.